Pimephales promelas (fathead minnow) is the source of this 1133-nucleotide messenger RNA. It is a transcript of the gene srprb, whose product is annotated as SRP receptor subunit beta. Gene Ontology annotation, molecular function: GTP binding. NCBI's taxonomy places the organism in Eukaryota, Metazoa, Chordata, Actinopteri, Cypriniformes, Leuciscidae. The record is from RefSeq and is a predicted model, not a curated record.
UCACUUCCGCUGUCUUCUGUUAGCUCCCCAUGUGUGCACACACAUCAUGGACGAGAAGAUUCACCCCGAUCUAGAGGAUUUCUCCGAGGAGCCACUUCUGGAGGCUUUCAUCAAGGAGAUCCAGAAAGAAGAGGUGGUGUUCCUCAUCGGGAUAUGUGUGGCUGUGGCGCUCGUCAUUCUCACUGUCGUCUUCUUUGGGAAGUUUUGGGGCUCCAGUAAAGCGAGGAACGCCGUGCUGCUGCUGGGACUGUGUGACUCCGGGAAAACUCUCCUGUUCACUCGAUUGUUACUAGGGAAGUUUGCCAGAACUCAGACGUCCAUCACAGAGAGCAGUGCCACAUACAAGAGCAAGAGCGACCGAGGCCGCAGUUGGACUCUCAUAGAUGUUCCUGGUCAUGAGAGUUUAAGAGUUCAGAUAGUGGAGAAGUACAAGGCCGUGGCUCGAGCUGUGGUGUUUGUGGUGGACAGCAGCGUCUUCCAGAAGGACGUCCGAGACGUGGCCGAGUUCCUCUACUCCAUCCUCACUGACGCCACCGUGGCCAAGAACACCCCCGCCCUCGUCGUGGCCUGCAACAAACAAGAUAUCUCUAUGGCAAAAUCAGCCAAACUAAUCCAGCAGCAGUUGGAGAAGGAGCUGAACACGCUGAGGCUGACGCGGUCCGCGGCGCUCUCCUCUCAGGACGGGGCGGUCGAGGGAUCGGUGUAUCUGGGCAAGCGAGGCAAGGACUUCGAGUUCUCUCAGCUGCCGGGCCGCGUGGAGUUCAUCGAGUGCAGCGCUCGCGGGAGCAAAGCAGAAGACGGAGACACCGCCGGCAUCGAGGCGCUGGAGAAGAGCCUGGCCAGACUCUGAACCUCUCUAACGCCUCCUCUCAAAUCAUGAACUUGUGUCAGAUACCCAGCGGCGUACAUCAUGUCUAAACUGAUGCAGCACAUCGCGUGAUCGGGCAGAAUCAGUGUGUGCGAAUGCAAACACUGCCUCGUCCAUAUGCUUUUCCUUGCCCUAGUGUGUUGAGUUUUCACUCCAGGGCUCUUCUAGAACCGGGGUCCGGUCCAGAUUCAUCUCCUUUUUUCAGAUCUAUUGUAUUUUGUUCUGCUAGAGGCAAGUGAAUGCUAUUAAAAAUGGCUUGUUUUCA